Messenger RNA from Ilex paraguariensis (yerba mate), 3192 nucleotides. The record is from the annotation of a GenBank genome assembly. Lineage: Eukaryota; Viridiplantae; Streptophyta; Magnoliopsida; Aquifoliales; Aquifoliaceae.
GCUUCUUCGCCUCUCUCUCUCUCUCUCUGGUGUCUCAAGGGCUGCCCUCAGGUUGUGAAAUUCUUCUCUAUAUACAAGCUGGAAGAUUGGGGAAGAGAGAUAUAGAAAGAUUGAGGUGGUGUUUAUCUUUUAAUGUUUGGCUAUUAUUGUUCAAUAGGAGUUCUUCAAAAGGUGGUGAAUUUUCGACCUUGGGUUUACAACUUUUCUUUGACUUACUGCUUAUUUAGAUUGUAUGGAUAGAGAUUUGAGAGGGUAUUAUGGUUCGGGGAAUGGAAUCAAACUCAAUGAUGAAACUAAUAUAUUUUUUUUGGAUAAGAAUCUGGUGGAUGAUUUCAAAGCUGGUAACACGGUUAUGAAUCAAGGCUUUGUGGAUGUUUCCUCACUUCCUACUGCUUUAAACUCUAGUAGUUCAAUCCAGUCGUAUAUCGGGGAUUCAGACUGUUAUUCACAUGAGGAUUGUGAUUUGAGUGAUGUGGUUCUUAAGUACAUAAGCCAGAUGCUUAUGGAAGAAGAUAUGGAAGAGAGGGCAUGUAUGUUUCAAGAGUCUGCGGCCCUUCAAGCUGCUGAGAAAUCGUUCUAUGAGGUCAUUGGGGAAAAAUACCCUCCUUCGCCUGAUCACCACCCAAUUCCUGAUAUGGAUCAAAACACCAAAAGCCCAGAUGAAAAUUAUGUUGGAAAUUGCAAUUUGUCUUGUGGUAGUGUCAUUGCUGGUAAUGGAGACUUGUCAUGCUUGAAUUGUAAUCUGGAUCUUAGUGAAAACGAGGCACCCUAUGUACAAAGUGUUUCUGUUGACCUUACUUCCCAGUUCACUUCUCAGUCUUCCUGCAGCUCUUCGAGUAGCACUGGUACUGUCAGUGAUGGGCCUGUGGAUUCACCUGUGAGUACCCUUAGAAUUCCUGAUGUAUUUAGUGAUAGCCAGUCUGUUAAGCAGUUUAAAAAGGGGGUUGAGGAAGCAACUAAGUUCCUUCCUAAUGCCAGUGGUUUCUUUGCUAAUUUGGGGGAUAGUGGGUUGUUGACAAAGGAGCAGAAGAAAGAGAGUGAGGGUGUGGUAGUCAAAAUGGAGCAGCAACAUGAGAAUGAGUACUCCGCUGUUGGGUUGAGGGGAAGGAAGACUCGUCAUCUCAUAGAUUCGUAUCUUGAAGGAGGGAGGAAUAACAAGCAGUCAGCAGUCUACACUGAAUCGACUGUGAGAUCAGAACUGUUUGAUAUGGUGCUGCUAUGUAGUGCAGGGCAACGGGAAUCUGCCCUUCGUGAAGCUCUGCAGAACGAAACAAGUAAAGUUCAGCAACAAAAUAGUCAAUCAAAAGGAUCUAAUGGUGGGAAGGCCCGUGGUAAGAAGGGAGGUAAAAGAGAUGUGGUGGAUUUGAGAACACUCUUGACCCUCUGUGCACAAGCUAUUACAGCUGAUGAUCGAAGAUCUGCAACUGAGUUUCUGAAGCAAAUCAGGCAAAAUUCGUCUCCCACAGGGGAUGGCAUGCAAAGAUUGGCACAUUAUUUUGCUGGUGGUCUUGAAGCACGUAUGGCUGGAUCUGGAACCCAGAUUUACAGAGACCUUAUUACUAUGCCAACGUCAGCUGCUGAUGUCUUGAAAGCUUACCAUCUGUAUCUAGCUGCCAGUCCAUUUAGGAAGAUCUCUAAUUUGUUCUCAAAUAAGACAAUUAUGAAUGUAGCUGAAAAUGCAACAAGACUCCACAUUAUUGAUUUUGGUAUGCUUUAUGGCUUCCAGUGGCCUUCCCUCAUACAACGUCUCUCAAAUCGGCGUGAUGGACCUCCCAAGCUUCGAAUCACUGGGAUUGAUUUUCCGCAUCCAGGGUUUCGACCAUCAGAGAGGGUUGAGGAGACAGGUCGUCGCUUAGCUAAUUAUGCUGAGACCUUCAAAGUUCCAUUUGAGUUCAAUGGAAUCGCACAAAAGUGGGAAACAAUUCAGAUAGAGGAUCUUAAGAUUGACAAAGAUGAGGUGCUUGUAGUGAACUGUCUCUACAGAUUUAGGAAUCUAUUAGAUGAGACCGUGGUGUUGAACAGUCCAAGGGAUAUUGUUCUGAACCUUAUCAGGAAAAUGAAUCCAGAUAUUUUCAUACAGGGUAUUGUAAAUGGUGCUUAUAAUUCCCCUUUCUUUAUCACACGAUUCCGGGAGGCUCUUUUUCACUUCUCUGCCUUGUUUGAUAUGCUUGAGACUAAUAUUCCCCGUGAAACUCCUGAGAGGGGACUUAUUGAGAAGAUAAUUUUUGGACGGGAGGCAAUGAAUGUCAUUGCCUGUGAAACUGCUGAGAGGGUUGAAAGGCCAGAGACAUACAAGCAGUGGCAAGUUCGGAACCUGAGGGCGGGGUUUAGGCAGCUCGUUUUGAAUGAGGAGAUCAAGAAGAUGGCCAAAGAGUGGGUGAAGUCGUACUACCACAAAGACUUUGUAAUUGAUGAAGAUGGCCAAUGGAUGCUGCAGGGAUGGAAGGGACGGAUUGUAUAUGCACUAUCUUCUUGGAGGCCAGCAUAUUGAACACAUGUUCAGUACCACUCACGAGUUGAAGGCUUUUCCUGCUGGGCAUCUUCCUCGUUGUGCCAUAUUAACUUGUCAAUGCUUAUUAAUGUUGGGAGCAAGACACCAGAUGCAGUGAGCAGUACCAGUUAAAACCAGUUCAAUGGAAGAAUGACUAGUGAUAGCCACCAUGUUCCUUUAAACUGGCUAUAACACCAGAACAACAUGCAUACUUUUGUGAGUAAAUCCACAAAAGAGGCGAAAGCCCAUAAGAGGAAAAAGGAAAAAUCCUCUUGCAGCAGAGCAACCUGGGAGCUCGUCAUAUUUAUGUCCAUAUGCAUAGUCAGUGAUCAUGUAUAGGUAAAUAGUAACAGUCUGUAGAAAUGUGAAGGAAGCUCGCAAGGAAUUAAUGCUUUGGAAGGUAUAAGACAUGUACUGUUUGUAUACAUCACUAUUUACUGCAAAUGAGAAAAAAGGAAAAAAGAACAAGUUUUUAAGUUAUGCCCUUUUUUCAGCUUUAAAGUGAAUUAUUAUAAUUACUGAAGAAAUUAAGAGCAAAGUGCAAAUCCAUUGUGGUCCGGUCCGGUUUAGGAGUAAAUAUUUGAUGUAAGUGUGAUUUCACCCUCAUUAUAUCAUUAUCUAAUAAGGUAAUAGAGUAAAUUAAACAUAUGAUUCACUAUGACAUUUAAAUUAAUUAAGUCCCUAAUUUUUAUUUUUAUUUU